UCAACCAAGCACAUCCAUCAAUCCUAUAAAAAAUCAAAAUGUUUAAGUUUUUGGCUGUCGUUAUCCUCGCUUUAGUUGCUUUUGUGGCCGCUAAGCCCGGAAUUGUUGCUCCAUUGGCCUACUCGGCUCCGUACGUGGCGGCGUCUCCAUAUGUGGCUACGUCCCCCUAUGUGGCCUCUGCAUAUCCUUAUGUGUCGGCUCCUUAUACAGCCGCCUAUUCCGCAGCUUACAGCGCACCCGCCUUCACCACAGCUUAUACCGCACCGUACACUGCUGCCUACACAGCUCCACUCUUGCUUAAGAAGUAAAAACGCUCAACAGGAAAUAGGAUACACAACACAACCGAUGCAACGAAAACGGCUCUGUCACUAUUUCAAAGGAAACGAAUAAAAUGAAUAU
This is a messenger RNA of Drosophila willistoni, 399 nucleotides long. Its product is annotated as vitelline membrane protein Vm26Ab. Lineage: Eukaryota; Metazoa; Arthropoda; Insecta; Diptera; Drosophilidae. The record is from RefSeq and is a predicted model, not a curated record. The transcript has a single exon. Bases 39 to 308 code for a protein of 89 amino acids.